AUCAAACAAGAGCGCCAGUUGGUGGAAAGCGUGCGCGAAGUGAGGUUGUUGACGGGGGUGCGGCUACAUUUUACACUCUUCUAACUUAAGUAACUUGUGUCGCUCGCCGCCAACAUGCCAAUACUCGGCAGCUGUUGCAUCUGUGUGGACCUGAAGGUCGGCACGAAGAUCAUCGGAAUCUUGAACCUGAUCGGUGCCAUCUUCAGCUCCCUAUCCACGGCGAUCAGCUUGGUGAUGGUGAUGUUCUUGGACGCCGGAGUGAGCACCGCCAAGGUUAUAAAUGAGAUCCACCGCUCCAGACUAAACGAGAACGAUGACUACGUGGACACUCAGGACCAGCCCAAGCAGAUCAUGGAGCUUGUGCAGGAACAUCUGAGCUACGUCAAGGUCGCUCUGUACGUGAUGCUGGCGUUGGCUCUACUUUUGAUCAUUACAAGCUCCAUGUUGAUCCACGGCGUUCGAAGGGAUCGCCGUGGCCUGCUGCUGCCCUUCAUCGUUCAGCAGGUGGUGAACAUCGUGGUAUUCGUGACUCUGGAUAUCAUAGUACUCGUGAUAUUCGGCGCCCACAAGGUGAUCAUCAGCAGCGUGCUAUCCAUGCUGGUGGGCUGCCUCAUCCAGCUCUACCUGGUGCUGGUGGUCGUGUCGCAGUACCAGGCUCUCGGGCUGAUCCGCAUGCAUGAAGAGAUUAGCAUGAAAUGAGGAGGAGGAGGAGAUUAGCAUGAAGUGAGGGGAAGGGGUAGGUGGAGAAGAAGGAGCCUGAAGGUACAGCGCGGAGUAAGGCUCUACAGACUCUUGUACUUGGUGGAUACGACACCUUUUUGUAGGUCACUCUUGUCUCUCAAAGAUUUUUUGAUACCGUUUUGUUUUCAUCGUGUCCCUCCUGGUUGGUAGGUGGUGGUAUAGAUGUUGGAUGUGGACAUUCUUUCUGCCAUUCAAACCAUGUUGUGUAAUGCAUUUGUACAUCUUUCCUUGCCGCAUUUAGGUGUUGUGAUGUAAGAUUCACCUGACAAGGAACCUAUAAUUUUGUUGUCGUGUCUAAUGUGUAUCUAGAUAUUUAACGAGAAAUGAAACUCUUUCAGAUUCUAGAAUAUAGACAGAUAUUUCCACGAAUCUUUAAAGUGUUAGAAGGUAUCUUUUACAGUAUUUCAAUAUUUGCUUGACUGUUACUGAGUUUACAGUUUUACAGUACGUACUUAUUAUAUAGUUUUCUUCAUAAGAAUUAUAUGAUCUGAGUAGUAUGUAGUAUGAAAUUUGGCGGUCCUAUAUUUAGAAAGUUUACAUUCAUCCAAGGUGUGUGUGUGUGUGUGUGUGUGUGUGUGUGUGUGUGUGUGUGUGUGGGCGGGAUCGAGCACUGCCAGAGUCGCCUCAGGGCCGCCUCCGUGCCGACCUACCGUCUGGAGUCAAGUGUUGCAUUUACACCUCAGUGUCUUGGUAAUAACUUAGGCAACGGCCACUUCUGCUGUUGGCUGAUCUGCUAAUUAGUGUUUGAUACAAUUAAUGUUAAUGUUUACCAUGAUUCAGUAAUAGAUGUUGUAUAUUCAUAUUACUUGAAGAGUUGGCAUGUCCAAAUGUAACACCUAAUGUCAAACUAUUUUUCUUGUGUGUAUGUGUGUGUGUGUAUAUAUAUAUAUAUAUAUAUAUAUAUAUAUAUAUAUAUAUAUAUAUAUAUAUAUAUAUAUAUAUAUAUAUAUAUAUAUAUAUAUAUAUAUAUAUAUA
Molecule: messenger RNA, 1716 nt
Organism: Portunus trituberculatus (swimming crab)
Lineage: Eukaryota; Metazoa; Arthropoda; Malacostraca; Decapoda; Portunidae
Exons: 5
Coding region: 115-699 (194 amino acids)
Source: RefSeq, a predicted model, not a curated record